CUUUGUCGUUAUUAGUUCAGGGACAGAUAUAACAAGUUGAAAUUUACUACCUCGUCCAAGGACGAUAACGAUAGGGAUCGCUGUUGUAACAUGGACGGGGAGAAGAAGGAUGUUGUUGUAGUGGGUGGAGGCCUUAGUGGUUUAGCGGCCGCCAAACUUCUACAAGAGUCCGGUUUGGACGUGCUAGUACUGGAAGCACGUGACCGAGUAGGGGGCAGGACCUUGACAGAACAUAACUCUAGCGUGAACUACGUUGAUUUGGGCGGGGCAUAUGUUGGCCCUACUCAGGAUAGACUUCUUCGAUUGGCGGAUGAAUUUGGAAUCAAAACCUGCUUGACCAAUGAGGUCGAAGAUCUUUUAUUUUACACAAGGGGAAGAGCCAAACGUUACAGUGGCGCCUUCUCGCCAGCGAGUGGCCUUUUGGAGCACUUGGACAUGAAUAACCUUUUCAGACUUAUAGAUAAAAUGGGUGACGAGAUUCCUCCUGAAGCACCAUGGAAGGCACCCCACGCCGAAGAAUGGGAUAGAAUGACCAUGCAGCAGUUUCUAGACAAACAUGUCUGGACAAAAAACAUCCAUCGCUUCGGUAAAAGUUUCAUCAAUGUGAACGUGACGUCGGAGCCUUACGAAGUCUCGGUCCUUUGGUUCAUGUGGUAUAUCAAAUGUUGUGGUGGACAAAAGCGAAUAUUCUCAACAACAAACGGCGGACAGGAAAGAAAGUUUAUUGGGGGCUCUCAACAAAUCAGUGAAAAACUUGCUGAAAAACUGGGCAAAGAGCGAGUGCUGUUAAGUCGGCCAGUAUGCCACAUAAGUCAAACGACCAAUGACGUCACUAUUUCGGAUACAAACGGAAAUAGCUAUAGGGCAAAACAUGUUAUCAUUGCAACGCCAUUACCAUUACAAAGUAAGAUUACAUAUGAUCCUCCCUUGCCCAGUUUGAGGAAUCAAUUGAUUCAACGACUUCCUAUGGGCUCUGUCAUCAAGACAUUCUGCUAUUACAAGACUUCUUUUUGGAGAGAAAAGGGUUUCUGUGGAUCCACUGCCAUAGAUGAUGACGAUGCUAUUGUUGAAUUUACCUUGGACGAUACUAAAUAUGACGGAAGCCAUCCAGCAUUAAUGGGAUUCAUACUGGCUGAUAGGGCAAGGAGUUAUGUUACCAUGACAAAAGAAGAAAGAAAAGAGAGAAUAUGUCAAAUGUAUGCCAAAGUGUUCCAAUCAGACGAGGCAUUACAUCCUAUACAUUAUGAAGAGAAGAACUGGUUAGGGGAGCAGUGGUCAGGGGGAUGUUAUACAACCAUGAUGCCCCCAGGAUUCCUGACCAACUUUGGCAAAGAAUUAAGAAAACCUGUGGGUAAUUUAUAUUUUGCGGGGACAGAAACCGCCACCCAAUGGUCUGGUUAUAUGGAAGGGGCUGUCCAAGCAGGGGAAAGAGCGGCCAGGGAGAUUUUACAUACCUUGGGUAAAAUAACCGAAAAUGAAAUCUGGCAAGAUGAAAAAGAAAAUAUGGUUGUGAAAGCUAAACCGUUUGAGAGUACAUUUCUUGAGAGAAAUUUGCCAUCUGUCGGUGGUUUUCUAAAACUUGUUUCCUUGGCAUCAAUAGUUGCUGGCGGUACAGGUGUCUGUUUUUAUUUGAAAAAGCGUUAGUUUAUCCUUCACUAGUGUGUGUAUAGUUUGAGUUGACUUUGAAUGUGAACAUAUUUCAUGACAUUCAUAUUCCAGUGAACAUUUUGUUUUCAUAUGCCAUAUUUAACCAAAGAUUGUAUAUACUACAUGCAACACAAGAAGAUUUUAAUAGCAGCUAACAAAAUUGUGUCAUAUAAAAGAACAGGUUAGUUGUUUUAAAAUAAAUACAUUAUCAUAGUGAA
Molecule: messenger RNA, 1865 nt
Organism: Ostrea edulis (European flat oyster)
Lineage: Eukaryota; Metazoa; Mollusca; Bivalvia; Ostreida; Ostreidae
Product: amine oxidase [flavin-containing]-like
Exons: 15
Coding region: 91-1644 (517 amino acids)
Molecular function (GO): oxidoreductase activity
Source: RefSeq, a predicted model, not a curated record